AUGUCUGCCACCACAGCUCCAGAGACGACUGCAGAGGGCAAGAAUGUCUCGCACGCAAUCGACAUUGAGCAGCAAGGACCAUCUACAUCAACAGCAAUAGCUCCCAAGUCGCUCGGGGCAGGGUCCGCCUUAGCCCUGGGCGCAUUCGGGACUACUCUGACCACCUUAUCUCUAAGUCUGAUGGAAUGGCGCGGCGUGACCAUCACCAACGUCUACGUGGGAAAUUUCUUCUUCAUCGCCGCGUUCGGACUGGUCGUCACGGCGCAGUGGGAAUUGGCCGUGGGAAACGGCUUCGCGUACACGGUGUUCAGUGCAUUCGGCCUCUUCUACGCCGGCUACGGCGCCAUCCUCACCCCCGCCUUCGGGGUAGCCCAAGCCUAUGGCGACGACACCGCACAAUACAACAACGCGCUGGGGUUCUUCAUGAUCCUUUGGACGGUAUUUGUAUUCACCUUCCUCAUCGCGUCGCUGCCCAGUAAUCUCGCAUACAUUGCCGUGUUCUUCCUGGUGGAUCUGGGGUUUCUGACCGUGGCGGCGAGUUACUUUGCCGAGGCGGAUGGACAUCACGCGUCGUCGGUGGCGCUGCAAAAGUCCGGGGGCGUGUGUUGUUUCGUGGCGGGAUUGAUUGGAUGGUAUAUUGUGUUGCAUUUGUUGUUGAAGGAGAGUAUUGUCGAGUUGCCGUUGGGGGAUACCUCGCGGUAUUUUGCGAAGACGCGGAAGAAUAGCCGAGCAGAGUAG
Aspergillus sclerotioniger CBS 115572 is the source of this 738-nucleotide messenger RNA. RefSeq lists its product as uncharacterized. Lineage: Eukaryota; Fungi; Ascomycota; Eurotiomycetes; Eurotiales; Aspergillaceae. The record is from RefSeq and is a predicted model, not a curated record. Gene Ontology annotation, cellular component: plasma membrane. The coding region runs from base 1 to 738 and encodes 245 amino acids. Gene Ontology annotation, molecular function: acetate transmembrane transporter activity. The transcript has 3 exons.